This is a messenger RNA of Electrophorus electricus (electric eel), 1605 nucleotides long. Lineage: Eukaryota; Metazoa; Chordata; Actinopteri; Gymnotiformes; Gymnotidae. The record is from RefSeq and is a predicted model, not a curated record.
AUGUUCUCAGGGGAACCUCUCCCAUAUGAGCCUUUUUUCAGGGGACCAGUUAGCAAGAGGAGUUGUACAGACAUUAUCUGCUGUAUGACUUUUGUGGCUGCCAUUGUCAGCUAUAUGCGUAUUGGCUCCCUGGCUUGGUUGCUUGGAGACCCUCGUCAUGUCCUGUUGGCCCGGAAUUCCACUGGGAUGUUCUGUGGAUCUGGAGUCAAUUUUGACAAACCAAAUGUCCUCUACUUUGACGUUCUGAAGUGCACCAGAGCAACCACUGAAAUGGACGGCACUCUAGAGGGUCUCCAGUGUCCAACCACUCAAGUCUGUGUUAAAAAAUGCCCUUCGGAGUUUUGGAACUUGCCCCCAGAGGCGUAUGCCCCAGAUGCCCUACCUAAAGACUUCUUUCAGCAGCAGUAUUGUGAUCCUAGACUUGACCUUGCCCAAACCACAUUGGUAAAACCUCACACUGCAAAUGAGCAAUGUAUCUACUACUGUUACCGGGAAUAUGACCACUACAGAUGCUCCAAACUCACCCUCGGUGACAAUUAUAAUUCAGAAUUCUCUGUCUACCUUCAAGUGAAAGAGACUUGGCUGUUCUUCUUGGUGAGCCUGUGUCUUUUGGAAUUCGUAAUUUUACUCUUCCUGACACAUCGGGGGAGGAGAAUAUCUGUUGCAGUGGCACUGAUCGAAGAGUCCAACAGGGCGGUGAGUUGUGUGACGACCACACUGGCUUACCCCUUGGUGACGUUCCUGCUGGUGGUGAUAUGCGUGUCCUACUGGGGAAUCACUAGCCUGUAUUUGGCCACUUCAGGUGCUCCUGUAUACCAUGUCCCUGCUCUCAACUCCUCCAUAGCCAACUGUAGUUCUAUCACAGGCUCAGAGAUUUGCAUUCCCAAGGAAUUCAGUGCUUCUCUCCAUCCUGAUUGUCCAUCUGUGCGCUGUGUGUUUUUUAAAUACGAUGACACGGACUUGUUCUCAAGGAUCGCACCCUACCUGCAGAUCUACAAUUUGCUGGCUUUCCUCUGGUGCGUGAACUUCAUCAUCGCCCUGGGCCAGUGUACACUAGCCGGUACCUUCGCAUCCUUCUACUGGGCCUUCAGUAAACCAGCAGACAUUCCCCCGUACCCUCUCUUACAAGCCUUCAUCCGGACACUAGGGUGUCAUGUCGGCUCUUUAGCAUUGGGUGCUGUCAUCCUUACCAUAUUCCAGGUCCCUCGGAUGUUUCUGGAAUAUCUUGACCAUAGGUUCAGAGACUGCCGGAAUUUCUGUUGUCAGUUUGUGAUGAUGUCCCUCAAAUGCUGCUUUUGGUUCCUGGAUAAAUUCCUCAAGUUCUUCCACAGAAACACCUAUAUCAUGAUUGCUAUACAUGGAAACAAUUUCCAUGUGUCUGGCAAGAAUGCUUAUAUGCUCUUGAGGAGAAAUAUUAACCGGGUGGUGGUGUUGGACUGUGUUACAGACACACUGCUGUUUUCCGGCAAGGUGCUGGUGGUCGGAUUAGUGGUUUCACACAGAUUGACACACAAAUUCAUCAAUAACACACGUAGAAAUGGAUCAGCUCUGAGUGACAGAGGAACAGACGAAUCACACGGCGAUCGUCCUGUGAUUCGACGAUGA